Messenger RNA from Lolium rigidum, 1206 nucleotides. RefSeq names its product chitinase 2-like. The record is from RefSeq and is a predicted model, not a curated record. NCBI's taxonomy places the organism in Eukaryota, Viridiplantae, Streptophyta, Magnoliopsida, Poales, Poaceae. Bases 1 to 1062 code for a protein of 353 amino acids. Gene Ontology annotation, molecular function: chitin binding; chitinase activity. The transcript is spliced from 3 exons. Gene Ontology annotation, biological process: defense response to fungus; carbohydrate metabolic process; cell wall macromolecule catabolic process.
AUGUCGACACCGAGAACUCAUCCGACUCUGUCGGCCAUCCUGAUCCUGGCCGUCCUGGCCGCGGUGCUCGCCACGGCCGCUCGCGCCCAGACGUGCGGCUCGCAGGCCGGCGGCGCGACGUGCGCCAACUGCCUCUGCUGCAGCCAGUUCGGAUUCUGCGGCAACACCUCCGACUACUGCGGCACCGGCUGCCAGAGCCAGUGCACCGGCUGCAGCCCCGUCCAGAGGUGCGGCUCGCACGGAUGCCCCUCCCCUACCCCUCCCCCCGGGCCCAGCGGCGAGGGGGGCGUGGCGUCCAUCUUGUCCAAGGACCUCUUCGAGCAGAUGCUCCUCCACCGCAACGACGCGGCGUGCACGGCCAGAGGGUUCUACACCUACGAGGCGUUCCUCGCGGCCGCCGCAACGUUCCCGGCCUUCGGCAGCACGGCGGAGGGGCUGAGCGUCGAGACGCGGAAGCGGGAGGUGGCCGCGUUCCUGGGCCAAACCUCCCACGAGACCACCGGCGGGUGGCCGACAGCGCCCGACGGCCCCUUGACGUGGGGCUACUGCUUCAAGCAGGAGCGCGAGCCCAAGUCGAUCUACUGCGACACCACCAAGCCGGAGUGGCCGUGCGCGCCCAAUAAGGAGUACAUCGGCCGCGGCCCCAUCCAGCUCACCUGGAACUACAACUACGGCCUGGCGGGGCGCGCGCUCAGCUUGGACCUGCUCAACAACCCGGACCUGGUGGCGGCGGACGCGGUGGUGUCCUUCAGGACGGCGCUCUGGUUCUGGAUGACCCCGCAGGCCAACAAGCCCUCGUCGCACGCCGUCAUCACGGGGCGGUGGACGCCCACGGCCGCCGACAACGCGGCCGGCCGCGUUCCCGGGUACGGAGUGAUCACCAACAUCAUCAACGGCGGACUCGAGUGCGGCAUCGGCCCGGACCCCCGUGUGGCCGACCGGAUCGGCUUCUACCAGCGGUACUGCGGCAUCCUCGGCGUCGACACCGGGAGCAACCUCGACUGCUACAGCCAGAGGUCGUUCAACUUAGGUGUGCCAUCGACCGGCCUCGCCGCGCAGUGAAUACGGCCGUUCAACAAUGUGUACUACUAUAAGCGUGUGGAUUUUGACUCGUGUGAUCGGGCCGAUAAGUUUUCGACGGGUUUUGUACUGUGAAAUAAGCUUUCCCGCCUCAGCAAUAAGUUAGUAAUAAAUAGACGAAAAGUC